AUUUUGUUGUUGUUUCAAUGGCUGAUUCUUUGUUUCUUCCUUUGGCUGCUAAGUCUAGCAACGCUCAUUCUUCUUUGUUUUUCCGGAACUGCCCUUCCCCUUCACGUUUAUUGCCUCCCAAGUCCUCUUUGCUUUUGCAUGGAGGUGAGAAGAAGAUCAGUGUGUUGGCUCUGAGUCUGUACUCCCGCGUUUCGCUCCCCCACCGUGCAGCCCUGAUUCGUGCUCUUGACUCGGACGUUCCUCACCCGCUUCAUAAGGGAUCAGUGAACUUUAAGAAUAGAAAGAGCUACGUGGAAUGGGAUUCAUUGACAGCAAAGUUCACCGGAGCGGCAAAUUUACCAUUUUUAUUGCUCCAGUUGCCUCAGAUCAUUCUCAACACUCGCAAUCUUAUGGCGGGGAACAAGACUGCCCUUCUGGCCGUACCAUGGCUGGGAAUGUUCACUGCUUUGCUUGGAAACCUUUCAUUGCUUUCUUACUUUGCCAAGAAAAGGGAAACAGAGGCAGUUGUGGUGCAAACACUAGGAGUGAUAUCAACAUUUGUGGUGAUUUCUCAGCUUGCAAUUGGAGAAGCUAUGCCUCUACCUCAAUAUGUGGCCACUUCAGUUGUUGUGGCUGCUGGACUCAUUUUAAAUUUUUUGAAUUACUAUGGUAUGCUCAACUUGACAAUCUGGAAAUUUUGGGAAGAUUUUACGACUGUCGGUGGACUUUCAGUGCUUCCCCAGAUAAUGUGGUCCACAUUUGUCCCAAACAUUCCCAACAGCAUCUUGCCAGGGUCAAUAGCAUUUGUUGUGGCUGUAGCAUCUAUAACUCUGUCACAUUCCGGCAAACUUUCAGAGAAAGGCCCCAAAUUCAUAGGAGCAAUUUCUGGAUGGACAGCAACACUUCUUUUUAUGUGGAUGCCGGUUUCACAAAUGUGGACAAAUUUCUUGAAUCCUGAUAAUAUUAAAGGUUUGUCAGCUAUCUCAAUGUUGCUUGCUAUGCUUGGCAAUGGGCUUUUGAUUCCACGUGCACUAUUUAUUCGUGAUCUUAUGUGGUUCACUGGUUCGCUUUGGGCUACAUUGUUUUAUGGUUACGGGAACAUUGUAUGCAUGUACUUAUUGGAAACUAUCAGCCGGGAAUUCUUCUUGGCAGCAACGGUCGGGUUAAUUGCAUGGAUAGGAAUGGCUCUAUGGAGAGAUGCUGCUGUGUACGGAUAUAACUCACCAUUAAGAUCUUUGAAAGAGUUGGUUUUUGGAUCAUAAGUUGAAGCGAGGUAUGACAAUGCCACGAGUUCCAAUGACCACAUGAAAUGCUCCUUGCUGAGAUUCCAAGUAUGUAGCCCAAACGGCAGCUACAGUCUUCCAACUAAAGAGUUACCAAGUGGAUAAUAUCAUAUGUUCCUAGAUUUUAAUAACCAUUGAUUUCAUUUGAAAAGAUGAUUAGAAUAAUCAAUAGUAAUUAGUAAUGUAAUAAUUAGAAUAAGGAUAGAUAAAACAGCAGUUCAUGUUAUGUGGAACUGCAGUCCUGUUUAUAGAGACCUUGACCAGAUAAUGCUGGCAUGGCAUAAGUGUAUAAUGCAGAAUUAUAGCUGAUAAUAAAGAGUCUGAUUUCCUUUA
Messenger RNA from Gossypium arboreum, 1595 nucleotides. Its product is annotated as maltose excess protein 1, chloroplastic-like. Gene Ontology annotation, molecular function: maltose transmembrane transporter activity. NCBI's taxonomy places the organism in Eukaryota, Viridiplantae, Streptophyta, Magnoliopsida, Malvales, Malvaceae. Gene Ontology annotation, cellular component: chloroplast envelope. The transcript is spliced from 9 exons. The coding region runs from base 18 to 1241 and encodes 407 amino acids. The record is from RefSeq and is a predicted model, not a curated record.